GCUGGGUUUUGCUACAUUUCGCUGCUGGAUUCAUUGUAGCCAAGAAAGAGUUACAGAGUAGCGGCGGCUCAGCUCUCAGUAUCCCCUCAACACAGCGGCGGCGGCGGCGGCGGCAGCAGCAGCAGCAGCAGGGACCUCAAUCCUACUACGCUAACUCUUCAUCACAAAAUUCAGAAAAUAACAUUGGAGGGUUGAGUUUCUCUCAUGUAGGCAUUCUCACUGACUGUUUAUGGUGUAGUUUUUACACACUGCAACUUCCAUUUGUGGUAUAACACAAAAAGAGCUUGAAUGCUUCUGCCAUUAACAAAUGUUGAAGCGCAAUUAUGAGUCCUGUCAUCUCUUGCUGAUAACAGUGAAGUGGUUCCAUCACAGACUUGGGGAGAAGAACAGAUUAAGACUAUGAAUAGGUAAAAUUCUCCUGUGAUGUGGGCCAACAAAGCUGCUAGCUGGAGCUGAUGGUAAUCAGUGAGCUCUUGAGUUACUGCAACCUGGAGUAGUUUUGGGUACACUUCACUAAAGAGGGCACUGGUCCACUGAGGUUUCAAGAAGGCCCUUAGCCAACAGCUGCUCCUAUAAUCAGACCACUCAUGGCUAGUAAACGUAAGUCAACAACUCCUUGUAUGGUUCGUGCCACAGAUGUCUUGGAGCAGGACCCAGAUAUGGAGAUGGAUGGAAACGCAGGCGACAGGUCUCCCCGCCAGUUGUCGGAUGAAAGCUGGCCGGCGGAUAAUGGAAUAAGUGACGGGGAUCAGGUUUUAGAGAAAACUGCCUUAGACAAUCAACAGACCAAGAAACUAGAGGGAGGCUAUGAAUGUAAAUACUGCACCUUUGAAUCACAGGACUUGAAUGAGUUUACAGAACAUGUUGAUACUAUACAUCCAAAUGUUAUCCUCAAUCCAUUUUAUGUCUGUGCAGUUUGUAACUUUACAACUAAAAGGUACGACACCUUUACUGAUCACAAUGGCAGGCAUCACCAAGGUGAAAACAACUUCAAGUUGAAGUUGAUAAAGCGCAAUAAUCAGACUAUCCUUGAACAGACAAUUGAAGAUCCCACUAACACUGGGAAUGCAGAUAGAGAGGAAAUUCCACCAGCUGGAAUCUCAAUAAGUAAAACCCCAAUUAUGAAAAUGAUCAAAAGCAAAGGAGACAGUAAAAGAAUCAAUGUAUUGCCACGCAUGAAAGAGGAAUAUAGUACUAAGCAAGAAAGCAAGACUGAAGGGAAUAACAGUGACAUUAUCCAAAAUGCCAAUGGUGGAUUACUUAUUCCAGAAACUGUGAUUAAGGAUGGUGUGCCUCAUGUGAUGCCGUCGAUACAGCCGCCACCAAACAUCAACUUAAUACCCAAGGUCAUGAUUCCCAUGCAUGGCUCUAAGUAUAACGCUGCUAUGGAUGUUAACAAAAGCCUCAUAGGUUCCUUUAAUAAAUUCCCCUACCCUACACAGGCCGAACUAUCUUGGUUGACAGCCGUCUCGAAGCAUCCGGAAGAACAAAUUAAAAUGUGGUUCUCGACCCAGCGUCUUAAACACGGCAUCAGCUGGGCUCCCGAGGAGGUAGAAGAGGCCAGGAAAAUGAUGUUUAACGGCACCAUCCAGACCCCAACAAUCACUGUCGUACCGGCGCAGAUGCCAUCGUCCGCCAAAGGCACGGCGCAGCAGGUUAUCCAGACGGGGGUACCCUGCCAGCUGGUUGGUCAGACAGGUAUCGUGUGGACACAGGUCGCAAACGGGUCCACCGUGUCCUGUUCCCCCAUCACGCUGACGGUGGCUGCCAGCGUGAGCCAAGCCCAGUCUCAGAAGCGGAGUUUGCCGCCCUCGCAGGUAACCGGAGACCCGAAGCGUGCAAAUGUUGUCCAGGUUUGCCAGCUUGCGUCGCAGGGGAAUUCGGUCGUGUUUUCUCCAGGGGCCGGGGACGUGAACAUGAGCCGCAAGAAGACCAAGGAGCAAAUGGCGGAAUUGAAAGCCAGCUUUGCCAUCAGCCAGUUCCCCGACGAUGAGGAGGUUUUCCGGCUCAUGCAGGUGACCAAACUCUCCAGGGCAGAGAUCAAGAAGUGGUUCAGCGAUAAUCGGUACCGGACACAAAAGGGCCACUCCAGUCAUGCUGCUAAUGAAAUCGUGGUCACCAUCCCCCAGGAUCCCCCUUCAGGGGCUCAUCCAAAUCGGAAAUCUGGAUGGAAUAAUUUCUCUGAUUUUGCGCCGCAGAAAUUCAAAGAGAAAAGUACCGAUCAGCUGAAGGUGCUUGAGGAGAGCUUUCAGUAUAGCUCCUUCCCAACAGAUGAGGAGAAAGAAAGAUUAAGAUCGGAGUCCAAACUAACCAGGAGGGAGAUCGAUGCCUGGUUCUCUGAACGGAGAAAACUGAGAGACUCGCUGGAAGGAGGGAUUCUAGAAACGAGCAAACCACCCCUCAGUCAGGAUGUGAAACCAGAGACUGUAAAAUCAGAAGGACAAGAAGUGGCUGACAAUAGCCACACGAAAACUUCCCUUUCGGGUUCACAUUAUCCAGGCAAGCCUGGGACCCCUCCACCAAACACCGCAAUACAACAUAUUAAAACGACCAGUCCCAUUGACAAGACUCAUAAGAAAAGUCAGGAACAGCUGCACAUCCUAAAGAGCGCAUUUGUGCGCACCCAGUGGCCAACAGUAGAGCAAUAUGACAGCCUAGCAGUGCAGAGUGGGCUGCCAAGAAAUGACAUCGUCCGUUGGUUUGGCGACAACAGAUAUGCAAUUAAAAAUGGCAACUUGAAAUGGCUUGACCAGUACCAAAGAGCAAAUACAGAAAGUCAUAAUGGCCAGAAUAACCUCAAUGGCAAUGAACGAAGAGGAAGUAGCAGAGGACACAAAGCAGCUGGUGUUUGGGGUGGAAUCGGGCAUUCCACACACAGCCGGGCUGGUAAAACCGUCCUAUUCCAGUAUUACUUGCGGCACAGACAGCUAAGGGAGGAAGACCUCGAUGAGUUGGUUUCAAAGUCCAAUAUGAGCUACGAACAGGUCAGGGACUGGUUUGCGGAAAAACAAACGGAAGAUGCCAUGGACACAUCAGAGAGCAAUAGCAGAGACGGCCAAUAUAGUGAUGAGGAUGAGGAGUGGGGUGAGGUAGAGGACAUCAGUGAGAGAGAUGAAAAUGUUGUCUCUGAAUUCACAGGCAGCUGGGCACACACACCACAAUGUGGCUCAACUGAGUUUAAUGAACUGGAUUCUGAAAGCAUGUCUGCUGAAAAUCCCACAAUAUAGCAAAGGAAGCCAAAUGAGAAAAGUACUGACACAAAUAGCAACAUCUGUCUAAAGAAAGCUACCAUUUCUAUUCUCUGCGACACAAGGAGAGUAAUCGAGAACUUCGGCUCUGGCUCUAUAUUGUGAGACCGCAAACAUGGAGACAGAAUGAAGAACUGACUUCUCAUUCGAGCAUCUUUCAGAGAGCAAGAGAUUUGGUUAUAUCCAUAGUGCCAAAGUUUUACUACUGUAAUCAAAAGGGUCUUUGUAAAUAUUUUUUCUGUUUUUGAACAGAUUUGUACAAUUUAGGAAUUUUAUUACAUUUAUAAUUGGUGAGAGUUAAACUUUGCAGAUCAGGGUGUGCCCUUAGAGUCCCCAUUGGUUUUAGAUUUAGUAACCACUACCAGACUCUCUUCAUUUGACAUCUUUUACACUCACUACUUUUGCAAAAAAAAAUCUGAACUCCUAGCCAAAGAGGGCUGAGAUACUGACUGACGAAAAUUAUGUUUGAGUCCAGUAACAUCUUUAGGUCUUUGAUGUAUAAAAUGGCAGGAAAAGAUAUUUUAACAAGCACAUUAUUAGAAGCUUGAUAUUGUAAGAGGCUACAUUUGUAUUGUAAUGCAAACUGCUCUAGCCAGCCUUCAGUCAGCUAGAGGUGUGCAAUAUUGACUUAUUUAUGUCAGUAUACUAACAUAAUUGAAGUUGCAGUAACUUGUUUCCUCCUAUCACAAGAUUACAUAUUCAAAAGAAUAAAAAAAAGUGUUGGUCCCCA
Carcharodon carcharias (great white shark) is the source of this 3978-nucleotide messenger RNA. It is a transcript of the gene zhx2a, whose product is annotated as zinc fingers and homeoboxes 2a. The transcript has 6 exons. The record is from RefSeq and is a predicted model, not a curated record. Gene Ontology annotation, biological process: regulation of transcription by RNA polymerase II. Gene Ontology annotation, molecular function: DNA-binding transcription factor activity, RNA polymerase II-specific; DNA binding. Lineage: Eukaryota; Metazoa; Chordata; Chondrichthyes; Lamniformes; Lamnidae. Gene Ontology annotation, cellular component: nucleus. Bases 588 to 3227 code for a protein of 879 amino acids.